AUGCUUGAGUCUCUCUUUGGUGGGUCUAAUGUUAACCAGAGGAGUGAGAAUGAAGGUGUUAAUGGCACAACAAAUGGUACUAUAAAUGGGAAUUCAAAACAACAAAAAGGACAAGGACAGUCCCAGGGGAAAGAAUACAGUGGUAUAAAUGAUGAGAAUGAAGAUUAUAUUAAUGGAACUACAAAGAAUCAAAAGAAUGUAGAAAAUGUUGAAAAAGAAAAUGCUCAAGGUGAUGUUUUCAAACCUGAAGAAAUACCAAAUAAAUUUGAAUUUACUGAUAAUGAUUUACAAGAACGUUUAAUGGAAAAUGUUUAUCAAUCAAGAGAUGAUGAUUCAAAUAAUCAACCUCAAAAAGCUGAUGAAUCUUUAGAAAAUUUUGAUAAAAGACCUAUUCGUAUGGGUGAAGCUGGUUAUAAUAAACCAAAUGAUUAUAUACAAGCUGAUGAACCAAUAAGUUCUCAACAGAUACCUCAUAGUGUUGAGGGUAAUGAAUUAUCUGAAAAUGAUACAAGUGAAAUUUUACAACCUUCAAGUGCACCUCAACAAGGACAAGGACAAGCACAAGCACAACAAUAUUUACCUUCACAACCUUCAACACAAGAUGGUGAAAUGCCAACUCAACGACUUGGUGAAAGUCCUACUUGGUAUAAAAGAAUUCCAUUGAUUGGUACUCCUUCAAGUGCUCCUUCAACUCCUUUAGAUGAUUCAAAUAGAUGGAAAGAUUUAAAACAAGUUUUAAGAUUUGGUAAAAAAAGAGAUUCUGAAGUUCAAUUACCAAAUCAACAAUCUCAAGCUAAAAAACAUGUAUUAGAUGAAACUGAAGAACAAACAAGAAUGAGAGCUUCAAAUUUAAUUACAUCUUUAAUUUCAGGUUCACCUGCUGCACUUUUCGCAGGUGCUUCAUUUAUUCAAGAUGAACAUGGAAGUAGAAGAGCUCCUUUAUUACUUUCUCUAUUGGGACUUACUGUUCAAGAUAUUACAAUUCCAGGUAGUAAUAAUAAGAAAUAUAAAAUUAAUUUAGAAUAUGGUGUUGGACCAAAUCGUGUUAGAUGGUUUGUUGUUAAAGAUCUUCGAGACUUAGUUGGUUUACAUUCAAGAUUAAAAGUUGUUUUUUUCCAAUCUUUAGGGUUUAGAGGAUUUAAACCUGUUGAAUUACCAAGAUUUCCAAGAGCAAAAGAAGAUAUAAAAGAAACUAAUACUUUUAAUAAUACUUAUUUAUCAGCUCAAUUACCCCAAAAUGAUGAAUUACCUUCACAUAAUCUUCGUCAACAAUUACAAAAUAAUUUAGAUUCUCAGGGUAAUGGAACUAUAAAUGGUCAACAUGUUACACAUGGAAGAUUGGAUCCUGAUGCUGGUGAAUUACCAUCAAGAUCUGGUGGUCGUGAUUCAGUUGAAACUGAUGAUAUUACAUCAAUUAAUUCAAGAACAAGUUUAAGAUCUCAUCUUCAAAAUUUAGCUUCAAGAAUUUCAUCAAUUGGUGAAGCUGAUGGUCCAGGUGUCGGUAGUGAUGCAUCUCAACAUGAACAAUAUAGAUUGAAAAUUGAAAAUUAUUUAAGACAAUUAUGUCUUUCUCUAUCUCUUAGACCACAAGCUAAUAGAUUAUUUCAAUUUUUUGAAUUAUCUCCAUUAAGUGUCUUGUUAAGUUAUGAACAAGGUUAUCAAGGUAAACAAGGUUAUAUGAUUGUUAGAUCAAGUGCUAAAGCUCAAGGUUGGAGAGUUGGACAUUUAAAAUAUAGUGAUAUUAAAGGUAUGGUUAGUAGACAUACAAACAAAUGGUUUUUGGUUAGAAAUUCUUAUAUUAUGUAUACUUCAGAUAUUUAUUCAACAACUCCAUUAGAAGUCUUUUUGGUUGAUUCAAGUUUUAAAAUGACUUAUUCAGGUGAAGAUGAAAAACUUCAAUUAAGAGGUAAUUCUGGUGGUAGUGGCAGUGGUAGAGAUAAUAAUUCAUUAUAUGAUGAAAAUAAUUCAUUAAAAGAUGAAGCUUUUGAAGAAGAUUCAGAUGGUAAACUGCCAACUCAUCUUUCAAUUAAAUUAGAAAAUAGUGAAAGAUCAAUGAAAAUUUUAGCAACUUCAAGAUAUCAAUUAGGUUUAUGGGUUAAAUCUAUUGAAACUAUGCAAAGUAAUACCAUUUGGGCUAAACCUCAUAGAUUUGAUAGUUUUGCACCUGUUAGACAAGAUGCUUUCGCUCAAUGGUUUGUUGAUGCAAGAGAUCAUUUCUGGGCUGUUAGUUCAGCAAUGGAAAUGGCUAAAGAUGUCAUUUAUAUUCAUGAUUGGUGGUUAAGUCCAGAAUUAUAUAUGAGACGUCCUGCAAAUGGUAAUCAAGAAUGGAGAUUAGAUCGUAUCUUGAAAAGAAAAGCUGAACAAGGUGUUAAAAUUUUUGUCAUUGUUUAUAGAAAUGUUGGUACUACUGUUGUUACAGAUUCAUUAUGGACAAAACAUUCAUUAAUUGAUUUACAUCCAAAUAUUCAUGUUUUACGUUCACCAAAUCAAUGGUUACAAAAUACUUAUUUUUGGGCUCAUCAUGAAAAAUUAUGUAUUAUUGAUCAUACUGUUGCAUUUUUAGGUGGUAUUGAUUUAUGUUAUGGUAGAUAUGAUACACCAGAUCAUGUUUUAGUUGAUGAUUCACCACAUGAUUUUGCAACAAAACAAAAUGCAAAUGAAGAAUCAAUUAAAUAUCAAAAAUUCCCUGGUAAAGAUUAUUCAAAUCCAAGAGUUUUAGAUUUCUUUGAAUUAGAAAAACCUUAUGAGUCAAUGUAUGAUAGAGAUUCAGUUCCUCGUAUGCCAUGGCAUGAUGUUCAUAUGGUUACUGCUGGUCAACCUGCUAGUGAUUUAGCUAGACAUUUUGUUCAAAGAUGGAAUUAUUUGUUGAGACAAAAAAGACCAUCAAGACCAACACCAAUUUUAACACCACCAUCUGAAUAUUCACCAAUUGAUUUGAAAAGAUUUAAUUUAACUGGUAAUUGUGAAGUUCAAUUAUUAAGAUCAUCAGGUAAUUGGUCAUUAGGUUUGAAAAAAACUGAACAUUCAAUUCAAAAUGCUUAUUUAAAAUUAAUUGAAACUUCAGAACAUUAUGUUUAUCUUGAAAAUCAAUUUUUUGUUACUGCAACAGCAUUUGAUGGUACUAUUAUUGAAAAUAGAAUUGGUGAUGCAUUAGUUGAUAGAAUUAUUCGUGCUCAUAAUGAAAAGAAAAAAUGGAAGGCAAUUAUUAUGAUUCCGUUAAUGCCAGGUUUCCCUGGUCAAUUAGAUGAAGCUGAUGGUUCAUCUGUUAGAGUUAUUAUGCAAUGUCAGUAUAUGUCAAUCUCAAGAGGUUCAACUUCAAUUUUUGGUAAAUUGAAAAAAAUGAAGAUUAAUCCAUAUGAUUAUAUUCAAUUCUUUUCAUUAAGAAAAUGGGGUAGAAUUGGUCCAAAUCGUAAGAUUGUUAGUGAACAACUUUAUAUUCAUGCCAAAACUAUGGUUGUUGAUGAUAGAGUUGCAAUCAUCGGUUCUGCUAACAUUAAUGAAAGAUCUCAAAGAGGUAAUAGAGAUUCAGAAAUUGCUGCAUGUGUUAGAGACACUGAAACUGUUAAUACUACUAUGAAUGGUAAACCAUAUAAAGCAGGUAGAUUUGCUCAUACUUUAAGAAUGAGAUUAAUGAGAGAACAUCUUGGUAUUGAUGUUGAUAUUGUGGAAAUUGUUGAAAGAAGAUUUAGUAAAUUAGAAGAAUUAGCUAAAGCUACUAAAACUGGUCAAGAUUCUAAAACUCAUCAAUUUCAAAGUAAAGAUAAUGAAGUUGCUUCUGCAAUGGUUGAAUUAGCUUCAAGAGAUGUUUUAAAUUUACCAAAUGGUACACAAAAAUGGCAAACUUUUAAAAAGAGAGCUGGUAAACCAACUGUUCCAAAAGUUGAUGAAGAAUUUUUCAAAAAUAUUGAUAAAGAUGAUGGUGAAGAUAAAGGUUUACCACCUCAUUUGAAAGAAAAAGCUCAUGAACCAGCUCCAUUAUUUUAUCAUUCAUUUAAUAAUCGUGCUAGAGAAGAAAAUACUGGUAUUAGAGAUAAAAAACAAUUUAGUACUGAUUCAAGAGUUUCAAAUACUUCAAAACAUAAAAAUGAUAUUGAUGGGAAAGGUCAAGAUAGAAUGGAAUCUAAAGAAUAUCAAGUUUAUAAAUUAAAUGCUGCUAAAACUUUAAAAAGAUGGGCAAAAGAAUCUUUAGUUAAUGAUACAACUGAUGUGUUUUUACCAAAUGUUGAACAAGUUUUAGAAUUUUUAGAAAAUGAUGAUUUUGUUGAAGAUCCAACUAAAUUAACAGAUCAAGAAGAAAUCGUUCUAGCUGAAAGAAAUCAAGAAAGAUGGGAUUUAUUAAAAAGAAUUGCAUAUUUACAAAGAGUUGCAGCAAAACAAAAAACUCAAAAUGAUGAUGAAAAUGAUAAACGUUAUAAAAUUGGUAUUCCAACUUUAAGUAAUGCAUUUGCUAGACAAGAAAAACAAAAUGGUGGUCAAUCAGCUGUUGAUAAAGUUCCAAAACAAAAAACUAAUCAAUAUCUGGAAGCUAAACAAAUGGAAAAAAAUGGUAAUCCUGAUUCUCAAGCUCAAAUUUCUGCUGAAUUUCAAGAAAUUGAAGAACUUCCAGGUGAUAAUAUUCCAGUUGUUGCAUUGGAUUCUAAGGGUAUUCGUGAAGUUUUAGAUAAUUUAGGAGAUGCUUCUAAUAAUGGUGAAAGUAAUUUCAAUAAAUUUAUUGAUCCAUAUUGUUUUGGUGAUCCAAUUGAUGAUGCAUUUUAUGAAGAUGUAUGGUUUGAUAAUGCAUUGAGAAAUUCCAAGAUUUUUAGAGAAGUGUUCCAUUGUCAACCAGAUGAUGCUGUUACAAGUUGGAAAGAUUACAAAGAAUUCACAAGAUUAAGUACAGCUUUCAAUUUAGCUCAAGAUCAAGAAGUUCGUCGCAGAGAAGCUUUAUUUAAAUCUUAUUCACAUUCGGAUGUUGGUGAAAAUGAUUCAGAAGAUUUGAAACAAGUUCGUGAACGUAUGCAAGAAUCAAGUUCAAUUUCAGCACAAGAUGUUACCAAAGAAGAUGUUUCAGAAUCUUCAAGUGAUAAACCUCAAGGCAGAAGAAGUCAAAAUACUGCUAUUGCUGAUGAAGAUGAGUAUUCACCAAGAGGUAAGAGUGGUUCUUAUGGUUUAAGAAGUAGAUUAAUGGGUGAAAGAGUCUUCGAUCGUGAAACUGCUGAUAGAUUAUUAAGUGAGAUUCAAGGUCACUUGGUUUUAUUCCCAGUUGAUUGGUUAUAUAAAGAAGUUGAUAGUGGUAAUUGGUUUUACAAUAUGGAUAGAUUACCUCCAAUUGAUAUUUACGAUUAG
Messenger RNA from Hansenula ciferrii, 5325 nucleotides. It is a transcript of the gene SPO14, whose product is annotated as phospholipase D. Gene Ontology annotation, molecular function: catalytic activity. The coding region runs from base 1 to 5325 and encodes 1774 amino acids. The record is from RefSeq and is a predicted model, not a curated record. The transcript has a single exon. Lineage: Eukaryota; Fungi; Ascomycota; Saccharomycetes; Phaffomycetales; Wickerhamomycetaceae. Gene Ontology annotation, biological process: cell motility.